UGAAAAUAAUUCGGAAAAUGUCGAUUUUCCAUUACAACUCAACUUUUCUUCGGCACAGUUCACAUCCGGUAACAAAACUGAAACGUGUGAUAACUGAUACUAAAAGAACAGAAUGUUUAGAAGAAAAUUAAGCGCUCUAGGUUACCAAAACCCAAACGAAUUCAAUGUAAAUGGUACGAUAUAUGAAAAUGAAUUUCGCAAUUUCGUAAUAUGGUUAGAGGAUCAGAAAAUCCGUCAUUACAAGAUAGAAGACCGAAUGGGACUCAGGAAUAUUAAAAGCAGUGACUGGUCUUCAUCGUGUGAAACUUAUUUUAAAGACCUAGGAUGUCCUUAUCAGAAGUCAGAGCGGACCAAUAUGAUUGAAUGGAUAUUAGCAUAUGCAGUUAGGCUUGAAUAUGGAGACCAUGUUGAUGAAUACAAAGCAGCAGAUCCUUCCAAUAUAGCCAUGUCCCAAACAGACCGUGUCCCUUCUUCAAAUCCUUUAGAUAAUUUGGAUUUUAAUGAUCCCGAUUUUAAGGCUGGUAUCACAUCUCUAUCCAUGAUUUUACAAAUACCCCCUCAUGCUGACCACUUAGAGCAAUUAAAGGCAAUCUGUAUGGUUGUGAAAGAUCGACUUUCUCAAGAAGCCAUCAAAAAAUUCUCCACAGAAAAACAGGGUGAACAACUUCCACUAGAUCAGACAGAUUUAGGAUUUGACACUGGAGAUUACAUAAUAAAUGAAGCGGCCAAAAUCCUACGACUUAUUCACAUUAAGAAUUUGAGAGACUUACAAACACAGAUAAAUGCAGCCAUUGUUGGGGUGCAGGCCCUUAUAGCAAAUCCAAAGACAGACAGUAGAUUAGGAAAAGUGGGGUAUUAAGUUCCAAGUUCUGCAAAGGAAUUCUUGAAAGAACCCUUUAAUUUGUUAUCCAAGUCAACAGAGGAUGGGGUUGUGAUCUUGUGGAAGACAACAUAGUGCUAUUACUACUUAUCCAGCUGUAGAAACUCGUCGCAUUUAGUUCGAAAUAUUUAACAUGUCAGUAUUACAUUGAAGGGCUUCAGUUUAUUUGGAGUACAGGCGUAUACACAUACCAUUGUGAUUAACCAUUGCUGACUAUUAUUGUUAUCUGACUAUCUAUAUCUCCUAGCAUUUGAUUUAGGUCAUUCGUGGUUGUUCAAAAAAGCAGAGGCUUACAAUGAUUAAAGUGCUCUUUUUUUGCCAAA
Messenger RNA from Saccostrea cuccullata (small rock oyster), 1203 nucleotides. RefSeq names its product RNA transcription, translation and transport factor protein-like. Gene Ontology annotation, biological process: tRNA splicing, via endonucleolytic cleavage and ligation. The transcript has 8 exons. The record is from RefSeq and is a predicted model, not a curated record. Gene Ontology annotation, molecular function: RNA binding. NCBI's taxonomy places the organism in Eukaryota, Metazoa, Mollusca, Bivalvia, Ostreida, Ostreidae. Gene Ontology annotation, cellular component: tRNA-splicing ligase complex. The coding region runs from base 113 to 859 and encodes 248 amino acids.